AUGUCGGACCAACUUGAGAGCUCAAUCAAGAACGUAUUGGAACAGAAGACGUUGAAAUGGAUCUUCGUUGGAGGAAAGGGCGGAGUCGGAAAGACGACAUGCAGUUGCUCUCUGGCUGCUCAAUUAUCGAAAGUUCGCGAAAGAGUUCUCCUCAUUUCGACAGACCCCGCCCACAAUAUAUCCGACGCGUUCUGCCAGAAAUUCACGAAAACGCCGACGCUCGUCGAGGGAUUCGAGAAUCUUUUCGCAAUGGAAAUCGACUCGAAUCCAAGUGGAGAAGGUGUCGAGAUGGCGAAUAUCGAGGAAAUGCUCCAAAAUGCUGCACAAAAUGAGAGUGGAAGUGGCGGCGGAUUCGCGAUGGGCAAGGAUUUACUUCAGAGUUUCGCUGGGGGACUUCCGGGAAUCGAUGAGGCUAUGAGUUUCGGGGAAAUGAUGAAACUGAUAGACUCUCUCGACUUCGACGUCGUCGUUUUCGACACGGCACCAACUGGACACACUCUUCGUCUCCUCCAAUUUCCAACACUUCUGGAGAAAGUGUUCACGAAGAUACUGUCACUUCAGGGAAUGUUUGGGCCAAUGUUGAAUCAAUUCGGUGGAAUGUUCGGAAUGGGAGGCGGAUCGGUGAAUGAGAUGAUCGAGAAGAUGACGACUACACUCGAAUCUGUCAAGAAGAUGAAUGCGCAGUUCAAGGAUCCGGAAAUCACCACAUUCGUCUGCGUCUGCAUUGCCGAAUUCCUGUCUCUCUACGAAACGGAGCGUCUGAUUCAAGAGUUGACGAAGCAAGGAAUCGACACUCACAACAUAAUCGUCAACCAACUUCUGUUCCCGGAUACAGAUGAGAACGGCAAAGUGACAUGCCGAAAAUGCGGUUCCCGUCAGGCGAUUCAAUCGAAAUAUCUCAGUGAAAUCGACGAACUCUACGAGGAUUUCCACGUCGUCAAAUUGCCACUUCUGGAGGCAGAAGUACGUGGAGGACCGGAGAUUCUGAAGUUCAGUGAGAGAAUGGUUCAUCCGGAGAAGAAUAAUUAA
Messenger RNA from Caenorhabditis remanei, 1029 nucleotides. RefSeq lists its product as uncharacterized. The record is from RefSeq and is a predicted model, not a curated record. The transcript is spliced from 3 exons. Bases 1 to 1029 code for a protein of 342 amino acids. Gene Ontology annotation, biological process: post-translational protein targeting to endoplasmic reticulum membrane. Gene Ontology annotation, cellular component: GET complex. Gene Ontology annotation, molecular function: ATP binding; ATP hydrolysis activity. Lineage: Eukaryota; Metazoa; Nematoda; Chromadorea; Rhabditida; Rhabditidae.